Kwoniella botswanensis is the source of this 795-nucleotide messenger RNA. RefSeq lists its product as uncharacterized. The record is from RefSeq and is a predicted model, not a curated record. The transcript has 6 exons. Lineage: Eukaryota; Fungi; Basidiomycota; Tremellomycetes; Tremellales; Cryptococcaceae. The coding region runs from base 1 to 795 and encodes 264 amino acids.
AUGUCUCAGAACAUCCUUGACGACGCGUCCGACCUCUUCCAAUAUGGUGGUGAUACCUGGGGAGUAGAUCAUACUGACGAUCCCUUCACACCCCAAUAUCAAGAAGGUACAUUCCACACUACAACUGUGCAUAUGGCUUGGAGUAGGGUCUGUUGGGAGGGUACGGGCAUCAAGAUCCACGGUGCGAAGAGGGAUAACCAUGGUCUUUACGCCGUCUCAAUCGACAAUGCCGAACCUGAAGUACUCGACGGAUACUCUAAGAAAGAACAGAUCAAAGCUGAACUGUAUGUCGCGGAUGGGUUGGAAUGGGGUCAACAUCAACUCACUAUCUGGAAUGUCAACAAAUUCAAUUUCAUCAAGAAUCAUAUAUGGUUAGAUGUCGAUUUCGCUACUAUCGAUGGUAACGCUAUCUCGUGCGACGGUCUUCCUGAAAUCACCGCCGUUCCACAAGAUCCCGGAAACUCCACAUCCUCGGUAUCUGUCACAUCCGCCGGCUCUAAUACCACUUCCAACAGUACUAUCUCAGCUUUCACCGUCGAUCCAACUACCACAAACACUGUGGGUCUUACCACCAUCCUCAGCUCUAGUGUGUCUCCAACUACCACCGUACAACUGAGUCUCACUACAUCUAGUUCAGCGUCCAACAGCCUCGCUUCCAUUUCUGACAGCACUGCUCCUUCCGCCAGCAGUACUGGUGCUUCAAAUGGUGCUCAGCGAUGGGAUGCACCAGGCAUUGAAGGUCAGAUUGCCAUUGCUGGUAUGAUUGGUUACUACAUGUUCAGAAUAUUCAUGUGA